Molecule: messenger RNA, 2596 nt
Organism: Hypomesus transpacificus
Lineage: Eukaryota; Metazoa; Chordata; Actinopteri; Osmeriformes; Osmeridae
Gene: mtmr2
Product: myotubularin related protein 2
Exons: 16
Coding region: 312-2252 (646 amino acids)
Biological process (GO): dephosphorylation
Molecular function (GO): phosphatidylinositol-3,5-bisphosphate 3-phosphatase activity
Source: RefSeq, a predicted model, not a curated record
UACACUUAUUUUAAUGCGUAUGAACUUAAUAUUGACUUUGGAAAAUUAUGAAAAUGCAAAGUAACGGUUGAGGAACGACGCAUAAAGUAAGCGACAGAGGGCGCUAUCCAGUAACAACACAGCCCAAACCACUCCCUUUCAUUAUUAGUGAGGAACUCUGGGAAAACAUGGCUGCUUCCUGCACUUACCGCAUAUUUAAUUUCCACAAACCCGUAGGACAGAAUUAAUAAACCUGCUUUCUGUGAUCUUGUCAUUCCCCGAACAAAACUUGUAUUUAUACAAUCACGUCAAAACGUUGUCAAUAGCUAGCCAUGGAGAAAAGAGGCAGCGUCGACAGUCUUGGCUCUAAACAAUCUUCUUCGAGACAACCAAGUGUAGAUUCAUUGUCCAGCACCUCAACCUCUCGUUCAGAUCGGUCCUCUCAAACCAAGCCUCCUUCUUCGGCAAUGUCUUCAGACUCGGUCUCCACUGCAGAGUUUUCCCCAGAGUUGCGGGGAAAGCCCAUAGCUGUUGCAAAGGUUCUCAGGGAUGCAAGUAAAGAGGAACCACAGUUACUGCCAAAAGAGACUGUACAACACAUGACCAAAGACGUCACCUACAUCUGCCCUUUCAUUGGAGCACUGAGGGGAAUGCUGACUGUUACCAACUAUAGACUAUUCUUCAAAUGCAUGGAUAGGGAGCCAGCGUUUCUGCUCGACCUGCCCCUAGGAGUAGUGAGCCGUGUGGAAAAGAUCGGCGGUGCUUCGAGUCGUGGUGAGGUCUCCUACGGACUGGUCUGCAAGGAUCUUCGAAAUCUGCGGUUUGCGCACAAGCAGACGGAAGACUCGCUCAGGAAGUCCAUUUUUGAGGUCCUGAUGAAAUUUGCCUUUCCUGUUUCCAAUGGACUGCCAAUAUUUGCCUUUGAGUACGGACAAGUCUUUCCAGAAAACGGCUGGAAGGUGUAUGAUGCCCAAUCGGAAUACAAGAGACAAGGUUUGCCUAACGAGAGCUGGAGGAUGACCAAAGUGAACGAUCACUACGAGGUGUGCGACACGUACCCGUCGACCCUGGUGGUCCCGGUCAACAUCCCCGACGAGGAGCUGAAGAGGGUGUCCGCCUUCCGAGCCAAGGGCCGCAUCCCUGUUCUGUCCUGGAUCCACCCGGAGACCCAGGCCACGGUGACCCGCUGCAGCCAGCCCAUGGUGGGCGUCAACGGCAAGCGCAGCAAAGAGGACGAGAAGUACCUCCAGGCCAUCAUGGACGCCAACGCUCAGUCCCACAAGCUCUUCAUCUUCGACGCCAGGCCCAGCGUCAACGCAGCUGCUAACAAGAUGAAAGGGGGUGGGUAUGAGAGUGAGGACGCCUAUCAGAAUGCCGAGCUGGUCUUCUUGGACAUCCAUAACAUCCAUGUAAUGCGCGAGUCACUACGCAAGCUUAAGGAGGUGGUUUACCCCAAUAUCGAGGAAUCCCAUUGGCUCUCCAACCUCGAGUCCACUCAUUGGCUGGAGCAUAUCAAGCUGAUCCUCGCAGGGGCACUGCGUAUCGCCGACAAGGUGGAGUCUGGGAAGACCUCGGUGGUGGUGCACUGCAGCGACGGCUGGGACCGCACGGCCCAGCUCACCUCUCUGGCCAUGCUGAUGCUGGACGGACACUACCGCACCAUCCGGGGCUUCCAGGUGCUGCUGGAGAAGGAGUGGCUGAGCUUCGGACACCGUUUCCAGCUGAGGCUGGGCCACGGGGACAAGAACCACACAGAUGCAGACCGCUCUCCUGUGUUCCUCCAGUUCAUCGACUGCGUGUGGCAGAUGACGCGGCAGUUCCCCGCAGCUUUCGAGUUCAACGAGUACUUCCUGGUCACCAUCCUAGACCACCUGUACAGCUGCCUGUUUGGGACAUUCCUGUGCAACAGUGAACAGCAGAGGGCCAAAGAGGAAAUUCCCAAGAAGACUGUGUCUCUGUGGUCGUACAUCAACAGCCAGCUGGAGGAUUUCACCAACCCUCUGUACGUGAACUACUCCAACCACGUGCUGUUCCCUGUGGUCAGCAUGCGCCACCUGGAGCUCUGGGUGGGCUACUACAUCCGCUGGAACCCUCGCAUGAGGCCACAGGAGCCCGUGCACCAGCGAUACAAGGAGCUCCUUGCCAAGCGGGCGGAGCUUCAGAAGAGGGUGGAGGAGCUGCAGCGAGAAGUGACCAAUCGCUCGGCCUCCUCUUCUUCCGAGAGGGCGGGGUCUCCAACCCGCUCCAUCACUCCAGUGCAGACCUUCGUUUGACACGAGUGAACCAGCGGAUGGUGGGUGGUAGAGUACCUUAAAGGUAGGGGGUCCCAUUACAAGAUGGUGCCAGAUUCACAACCAGUAGACCGCACUGUAGAAGGUCUGUCUGGUUUGGUUUGUGUUUAGGAUAAAACACUGCUAUAGGAAUCCAUCACCAAAUGUCUGUCGAAUCAGAGUUUUGGCUAGGCUGCAUCUCUCUGCUGCUCCCAAAGCUGGGUUCUAGAAGGGUCUGCAGCACAUAGAGCUGUCUGUCUGUCUCAGACCACCUCACUAUAGCCAUACUCUACUGCACUGACCCCCUAUGGGGGCCACAAAGAUGACAUGCAAACUUAGUACUAUUA